This is a messenger RNA of Cuscuta campestris, 2011 nucleotides long. The record is from the annotation of a GenBank genome assembly. Lineage: Eukaryota; Viridiplantae; Streptophyta; Magnoliopsida; Solanales; Convolvulaceae.
AGUUGAACUUCUUUCUCCGUCGCAAUAAAUAAUACGGAGUAUUUUAAAAGAAAAAAAUCAUUAUGUUUCUAAAUCGAAAGAAUAAUGCACAAAUUGAAAACAUAAUGGUUAAUAUUGGAGUCAAAAAUUGUAACUGUUGAUAUUAAUUAAUUGAAUAAAACACAAAUUAAAAAAGUAAUUAAGAAUAAGAUCGGAAGGAGCCACACUGGUUUUGUGACCUGAUGCUGCUGCGCUGACUUGCUGACCAGUAAUUGAUUGGUGAGUUUUACAAAUUCAGUGCACUCCAGAAUCCAGAUGGUUUCUAAUAGCCUUUUUCCCUUUUUGAAGUUGAAUCCCUUACUAUUGGCGGGGACGAAACAAAAUCAGAAGUGGAUGUUCGAAUAUAUAUACCUGUGGGACAGAAGGAGCACUGUUGUGCUGCUGUCUACGGGACGAAGCCGGAGUCGGCCGGCCGGAGAAGAUGACCUGCGAUCUAAGGCGGAAUAGGCGCAGACGAGAUUCGGAAUUACCGUCAGCAAAGAAAAUCACGAAUAUUUUUACAAGCCGAAGAACACAAAGAAGGAAAAAAAUGGUCACAAGUAAUUAAAAAAGAAAAAUGACAGGUUCACCAUUUCUUUAUAUACGAAACCAUUUCAUCCAGAAACAUACGGAGUAUUUCAAUUUCCUUACAUCCAUCCAGAGAAUAAGUCAACGGUCCAAGUACGUAUAAAACUAUAAAUAGUUACCCAACGAGUAUCUGGAUCACUCUGCAUGUGAGUGAAGGAGCGCAAAACAGAAUGGGGCAUUGCUUCUCCCGGAGCCACGAGGCGGAGCGGCGGUGGCCAAGGCGUGCCGUCAGCCGCUCGCAGUCAGUCGGCGGGGGAAGGAACCCGUCCACGAGGAGGAAGGACGCCGCGUUGCAGGACCGCGAGCUCGCCGCUGCGGCGGUGGCAAUUCUCUUCCAACAGAAGUUGCAGAACAGCGGCGAUGGCGGCGGCGGCGCGCACGAUUCGAGCUCCGAUCGUUCCGGAUUCGCUUCCUCGCGCCAGCUCUUGCGAUCGAGGAGGAAUCAGCAGCAGCUCCUUCGGAGCUUGAGCUCCACCGUUCGAUCCCUUGAUCUAUGUCCUCCCUCUCAACCGCUCAGUACGGAGGAUUUCUGUAUGGGUGAUGUGGAGACCAAUCAUUUCGUGCUCGUUCACGGCGGGGGUUUUGGGGCAUGGUGCUGGUAUAAAACCACUUCACUUCUGGAAGUUGCUGGGUUUAGGGUUACUGCACUGGACCUAUGUGGCUCUGGAAUUCAUUCUUCUGAUACAAAUAGUGUUACUACUCUGUCACAGUAUGUCAAGCCGCUUACUGAUUUUCUCGAGCAAUUAGCUGAUGGGGAGAAGGUGAUAUUGGUUGGACAUGAUUCGGGUGGUGCUUGUAUAUCAUAUGCAAUGGAGGCUUUCUCCUCGAAGAUCUCUAGAGCUGUUUUCGUCGCUGCGGCUAUGUUGACCAGUGGGCAGAGUCUUCUUGAUAUGUUCUCCCAAAUUACCAAGCCAAACGACCUAAUGAGGCAAGCUCAAAAUUUUAUAUAUGGUGAUUGCAAGAAUAGCCAACCGACUGCAAUUGACCUCGACAAAUCACUCUUGAGGGACUUGUUAUUUAACCAGAGUCCUGCUAAGGACGUUUCUUUGGCAUUAGUGUCAAUGCGACCAAUCCCCUUCUCCCCAAUCCUGGAGAAGCUUACAUUAUCGGAGGCGAAGUACGGAUCAGUUAGACGGUUUUACAUUGAAACUCCAGAGGAUAAUGCCAUCCCCAUUGCUUCACAGCAGAUGGUGAUUGAGCAAAACCCUCCAGAAAAAGUGUAUCAUCUCAAAGGUGCAGAUCACUCUCCGUUCUUCUCCAAGCCUCAAUCCCUCCACAAAAUAUUGGUGGAGAUCUCAAGAAUCCCUUCAAAAACUUCAUGAGAAUUCAGUUUUGGAUAGUCUUUGGCAAAGCAUAUCUCUUGGUUCUCAAAACAGCAAGAAAACAAGAAACUGUAAAUGACAGG